This is a messenger RNA of Orbicella faveolata, 2917 nucleotides long. Its product is annotated as meteorin-like protein. Lineage: Eukaryota; Metazoa; Cnidaria; Anthozoa; Scleractinia; Merulinidae. Gene Ontology annotation, molecular function: hormone activity. The record is from RefSeq and is a predicted model, not a curated record.
GAAACUACUUGUCAAGGCAAACUGUAAAUAGAAAAAUCGCAAUUCCGGGAUUUUACACUUCAAAGAAAUUAGCUUAUCUUUUAGGACAAAAAAACUUACUUUAGUGGCGAAGAAGGUUUGAUUUUUAAAACUACGUUUGUCAUGAAAUACUGGUAAAGUGGAAGGCAAUAUGAGGUACUGUGCGGCUUUAGUCUUCCUUGUUUGUCUUGCGAAGACAGAGCCAUUUAACCACAUGUAAUGAAAACAUAUUUUUGUGAGACUACCCGUUUUGCCUCAGUAACCGAAUGCAGAAAUGAUAAAGGGCAAUUCAGAACUUCGUUUCAAAUUAAAAUGACUUGAACAGGCGGCGUUUUCACGGGAACCAAGUUCAUGAUUUUAAGCUCUAGCGCCGGAAACAAACUGAAAACGAUACAUGAAAAUUUAAUCAAAUUUGUCCCGAAUUAUUGUUAUUUUUGAACUGCAAUUUAAAGUGGAUGGCCUUUUCAGUACAGGAUCUUUAAGCCGUUCAAUGUCUGAAUAUUUAAAUGUUCAGUAUUUGAUCAGGGUUUCAUUUGGCCGAGUACGAGAGGUAAAGGGAACGGCACGCGACAAACCGCCUGUGUCAAAUGUAUUCAGCGUCUAUUCACAAAAGCGAGCUGCCUCGCAACGUUUUUCCCUCCAAAGGCCAUGCGAGUGACAAGCUGUCUCUAUUCUUCUUUAUUGCAUCAUAGCAACUUUACACAACAAAUCCGCUCUCGUAAAAGCUCCAAUUGAUAUGCAAAUCCCGCCCAAGUCGCAAGGACCUCAGGUACUUGAAUGAGUUGUUUUGUUUUCUUUCAUAAUAACAGCAUUAUCGGUCUCCCAGGAGGGAAAGCACCGCUCUACCAUUGGACCGUUUAUCACAACUGUGGUUAUCGAAAUACUUGUGCCUCGUGCCAUUAGAAGAGCAAAUUAACAUCAGUGUUUCCAGUUCACUUCAUUAACGACAAGCCGCCAACAUUGCCUCAUAGCGAUGGAGUACACUGCGGAUCUCAAAAUACUCCGUGCUUUGUUGUUUUGGACUGUCUUGCUCCCUCAUAUCUUCGUUUGUUCAACUAGCUUAGCAGAGGACUGUAUCUGGAGAGGAAGCGGUCUCCCCCGUCAGGAAAAGCCCUCUGUUGUGAGUAUAGAAACAAAGUGUCACCUGGGAGAGCUUCACUGGGCUGAACCAUUUGGCGGCCUGCGAGUCACGUUCAGCCCACGUGAUGUGCACGCCGAUUAUAAACUGUGCUUUACUGCCCGACAUCCUGGCGUCAGGAUUUACCAGGAACAUCUACAGAGCUUGACAUUGCUGACAGGAGCGACUGAAAAUGUGUCAAGAAAUGCAGUUUGUGUAAAGAGCAAAGCAGGGCAGAGUCUGGUGCUGUACUUGGAAACGCAGGAAGACCAAAAAAUGACCCAAUUAAAUUACACGGUGCUUGUAAAUGGAAGAAAGAGGCCAAGAAAUGAAAGACGAAAAGGUAAGAGAAAUAAGGUGAAACGAUCUAAGAAGUCUUAUUUUAUCAAUUCCCUUUCCUCUCUUCUAGUUGUCCGUGGAUACAUCAAGACACUCUUCCCUGUCGGAGAUGGCCAAAGUGAACAAGCUAAUGUCAUAGCCACGGAAGUUAUCCGACAAGAGAACUAUAUUUUCGUAAAAAGCAGUGAAACGGAUAAUGAAUACACCGCUUCUAUCAAUGUUCCAAGCGGCUGCCACUGGAAAGAAACGGAAGAUCGGCUUUACUUACUGACGGGAAAUCUUAAAAGUGGAAGAGGUCCGGUGCUGCAGUGUCAUAUUAAAGAGACGGCUUGGUUGAAAGUUCUGAAGGAAGACAUUUUGCAUCUUUGCAGUGUGGUCCAGUUUUAAACAGCGUUGAAGAUUCACUUAGAGUCUUAGCUGCUGUCCACAGUACAAACAGUGUACGACUGACCUUUUUCCUUGGAGGGAACCUAUUCUACGGGAGUUGAUCACGAAUAAACCUGCAGUUUUGUUGCUUAGUAACACAAAAUACGUGGAAACGAGAUGCUCAAAUGACAACAGGACCACUAAAUAUCGGAAAGUCGUCAGGUUGUCUUUCGGCGAAGAACUCUGAAAAAAAAAAACACUCGCUCCGAGUAGGUCUAGCCUUUAAACCAAAAUUAUAUAGCCAAAGAUCCACGCGAAACGCACCUGAUUUUUUUUCGCUAAAGCAAAACAGUGUUGAUGGGUCUCUUAGUAAGUACAAAGGAUACACUUGCAUUGCGACAUUUUAGCUGAAGUGAAAUUUCAAAAAUAUUUCAAUGCAGAAAACAACAACGACAACUAAAAAGCUCGAGCUGAGUUGAAUGCAAAUACUUCCAGUGCGCAAAUAUACAAAAACGUAAAAGCUUGCGAGAAGUCUUCUUCCAGCUGCUAUAGAUAUGAAAUGUUUCAAUUGUUAACGAUUUAUUCAACGAGUAUAGAACGUUACCAGACGAACCCAAAAAAAUUGGGGAAUAGAUCGAGAAUGAAAUGAGGGAUCAUUACAGGGAAAGGAGACAAUACAACAAAGUACUCGAGGUUGCCUUCCCUUUACAAUUGACAAUUUCAGGAAAGCCGACCGACAUGAUAUAUUCUAACUGGCUGCAAAAACCCAAAAAACUCAUCCCCAUUUGAUUUUAAAAGCCUUAAUUCCAAAGGCAUUUUGUCUAAAUGGAUAUAUAACGCCCUCUUGUUUUAAAUGUAACAGGACAUAAAAGUAGCAUGAAAUUUAAGAAUGUCUAUAAAUCGAACGAUCUAAUUAAUUUAAAGGUAAAAAGUAUACGUUAUUUAUAGAUGUAAAUAUUGUACAAAAGCCAAGUCAGACUUGAAAUGUAAUGAAACUAGGUCCUCUUAUGGAAGCAUAUGUAUGGAAAAUUAAUAUACUCAAUACGUGUUUGAUUAAAAUCAGACUUCUAUGCGAAA